AUGCUAUCAGAAGUUCGGCAAGAGGCUGAUCUAACUAGUGAAGCUGAUCUACGAGCGGCUGAAGUGGUACGACCUGAAGACGUGUUAAAGCUCAACUCCAUUACUCAAGAUUAUUUGUGCAAGCCAUCAGCCAACAUUUAUGACAUAGAGUUCACUAGAUUCAAGAUUAGAGAUCUGGACACAGACCAAGUCUUGUUUGAAAUAGAAAAACCUACAGGUUCGUCAUUUUCUUUCUGA
Messenger RNA from Cooperia oncophora, 237 nucleotides. NCBI's taxonomy places the organism in Eukaryota, Metazoa, Nematoda, Chromadorea, Rhabditida, Trichostrongylidae. The record is from the annotation of a GenBank genome assembly.